AUGACCUCGCUCAAUGUUGUUGAGGAUAGGGAGGGCCAGGAGGGGCAACAGGAGACGAGGGUGGCUACUUUGCAGUCGCCUUCUGUGGACAACUUUGAGUCGGAGGAUGGGACGGCGUCGGAUGAUGAGGACAACAUUGCACUUCUGGGGUCGGAUAGCCAGUCGCGCAGGCGUGACUUGUCGGAAAAGAGAAAUGAGGGUACAUGGACGCAGGUCAAGGACAUUGUCAUCGAGACCGCGCCUACGCUCCUUCUCACAACAGUCGGUUUACUUUUUACCGGAGAGCUGUUAGACCAUGUAUCGCAUUGGAAAGCGAUGAAGCGAAUAGACGAGCUCAUAAUUAUUAUACCUGUCGUUCUGAAUCUCAAAGGAAACUUAGAAAUGAACUUGUCGUCGCGUUUAGGGACGGCGGCUAAUGUAGGGGAGCUCGACGAAAGGAAGACUCGCAAUGCCAUCCUUGCAGGAAAUAUGGCUCUUUUACAAGUUCAAGCUACCAUCGUCUCUUUCAUCGCCGCUGUCACCUCCUUUGCGCUUGGCCGUAUUUUGCCAAGAACAGGUCCACCAAGUGCUGACCAUCGCUCGCUCUUCAUACGGCGACCACACCCGCACCUUCCCAAUGAUCCACAGAAACCAAAAUCAGGUUUAGCUGAAUUUAUCAUGGUUGCUUCUUCCGGCAUGGCUUCGGCAUGCCUGUCAAGUUUAAUUUUGGGCUCGUUUAUGUGCACACUCGUUGUCUUUUGCAGAAAGUUCUCUCUGAAUCCGGACAAUAUCGCUCCUCCUGUCGCCGCCUGUCUCGGUGAUCUCAUCACAUUAUGUCUACUUGGACUUGUAUCGUCGUUCCUUAUCAAUUUUGUGAAUACCCCACUUCCAUUCGUUAUUUGCAUCAUGCUCGUCGUGUCAUCGUGUAUAUGCGCAUACAUGGUAAGUCGAAAUAGCUACGUUCGGGAUCUUAUCAAGCAAGGAUGGUCCCCGCUCUUUGGAGCUAUGGCCAUUAGCUCGGGGACUGGCAUCAUCCUAGACACGUUUGUCUCUCGUUACGACGGAUACGCCCUACUAGCAGUCAUUAUUAGCGGUCUCCCUGGCGCAGUAGGGUCUGUUACAGUGUCACGGAUCUCUACAUCAUUACAUGCCGCGGCAAUGGCAAUGCUCCCCACCGCCUCCCAUACGCACGAGACGUCGCCGCAGCCGAGUGCCCGCACGGUGGCGAUCACACUAUUUCUUAUCACAGUCCCUAUAGAGAUUUGCUUCCUAUCAGUCCUUCGGGGAGUAGGGUGGUUGGAUCUUCCGUUCGUUUUUUUCGCGUUCGCUAUUGUAUUCUUCGGUAUCACGGUCUUAAUUUCGUUGGUCUAUGCCCGAGUUCUUACAGAAUUUUUGUGGAAGCGGAACCGGGACCCCGAUAUGUACGCGAUGCCCUUGCAUUCUUCUAUGAUGGACCUUGUCGGACAGUCGUUGCUUGUUCUUUGUUUUGAGAUAGUGUCACUGCUCGGACAAAACGUCGGAGCGAAACACGGACGAUAA
Molecule: messenger RNA, 1518 nt
Organism: Fomitiporia mediterranea MF3/22
Lineage: Eukaryota; Fungi; Basidiomycota; Agaricomycetes; Hymenochaetales; Hymenochaetaceae
Product: solute carrier family 41 member 1
Exons: 8
Coding region: 1-1518 (505 amino acids)
Biological process (GO): monoatomic cation transport
Cellular component (GO): plasma membrane
Molecular function (GO): monoatomic cation transmembrane transporter activity
Source: RefSeq, a predicted model, not a curated record